This is a messenger RNA of Aspergillus ochraceoroseus IBT 24754, 1076 nucleotides long. RefSeq names its product HCNGP domain-containing protein. Lineage: Eukaryota; Fungi; Ascomycota; Eurotiomycetes; Eurotiales; Aspergillaceae. Bases 210 to 905 code for a protein of 231 amino acids. The transcript is spliced from 3 exons. Gene Ontology annotation, biological process: regulation of DNA-templated transcription. Gene Ontology annotation, cellular component: nucleus. The record is from RefSeq and is a predicted model, not a curated record.
UUUGCUUUGGACAUUAGUUGAUAUUCAACCUCUUGGGGAGAUUAUCUUUCUUUUUAAUAUUUCUCCGCCUACGUGAACCCCUUGUAUAUUACAAGCGUUUCCAUAACACCUCCAGUCAUCAGCGCAGAACCUCACGUGUCCCAUUGCGGCACUACGUCGCAUAGUCCUCAUUUGAUAUCUUCCUAGACAUUAAUCUAUAUAUGACGAAAAUGUUGGGUCUCGGGGUAUACGAUAGUAGUAGUGAGGAUGAGGUCGAGCACAAAAACCCCCUGACAUUGAAGCGCGAAGUUAAUCCACCUCAAAUCGAACCUACCCCAACACAAGAAAAUAAAGUAAACCAACAAGUGCCAGAUACACAGCCAGUCUCUCGAGAAACUGCCCUCGAUCCAGAACCCAGCGGUCCUGUCCUUGGGCCAUCGCACGAAGAAACCCAAAUUUCACAGUUAAUGGAUGGACAAUCGUCGUCGUCGCGCGCAUUGAUUCACGAUCUGACGCUCCCACCGGUACCGAAUCUAGACAUACCGCCAUCGCCUCCCGGGUCUCCAAAUCCUUCCGCAAAUGCAAAAUUUACACAUUUUCUAUCAUUAAAGAAACAGGACGUUCAUUUCAAUGAGAAGUUGGCUGAUUCAAUGUCACUCAAGAAUCCAAGUUUACUGAGGAAAAUGAUGGAACAUGCGGGUAUUGACGAACAGUCACAAUACAGCAGCUCAUUACCGCAUGACGUAUGGAAUAUAUCAAGCCUACCCAGCUGGGGUUACAAGGAAGAGCUCAUCAAAACACAGAGGGAACUAAACUCGAGAGCGGAGGAGAGAAGACAGGCUGGGCAGAGAGAUGCCAUUGAGUUUGUGACAGCGGAAUCCAGUCGGCCGGGAUCUACAUUAAAUUCGAAAUCAAGACCAAAGUAGCAUGAAUGACAAGUACCUCCUAGGUAUCUCUUUGACAAUCCAAGCUUGGGAGAAUAACGACUAAACAAAGCCAAAGUCCUCCCUCGGUUUCGCGAUAAUGUAGUCGUAAAAGGGUGAGCAGGGUGAAGAUUUCUACACAGUUAAAUCCCUGUUACAUCAAGAUGAUGACCA